Molecule: messenger RNA, 1893 nt
Organism: Letharia columbiana
Lineage: Eukaryota; Fungi; Ascomycota; Lecanoromycetes; Lecanorales; Parmeliaceae
Exons: 4
Coding region: 1-1893 (630 amino acids)
Biological process (GO): phosphatidylinositol-mediated signaling; lipid metabolic process
Molecular function (GO): phosphatidylinositol-4,5-bisphosphate phospholipase C activity
Source: RefSeq, a predicted model, not a curated record
AUGGCAGCUCCGAUCACAGUCCCAAAGACUCCCUCCGAAGAACCCUUCGCCCUCCAAAGCCUCUCCCCAAUCGUGCUAAGUUACCUGGAGACAAUUUCGUCUGGCAAACGGCAGCUGUCUCCUUCGCAACUCGCAGAGCUUAGAAGGCCUCCGCACGACAACAAGUUCCUGAAGUACAUGAGCUCGUCUGACUCCAAUGCUUCAGACUCCACACCACCAAUAGAUCUCACCCAUCCAAUCUCCAAUUAUUUCGUUAACAGCAGCCACAACACAUACUUGACAGGAAAUCAGCUUUACAGCACAGCCAGUACGGAUGCAUACAAGAAUGCCCUCGUACGUGGAUGCAGAUGCAUCGAGAUCGAUGUUUGGGACGGCGAACCCAAGGCCUCCUCCGAUGAGGCUCAAAGAAAUUCCAGCGAAGAAAAGAGGCACAGGUUCAGACCACACGUGCCCGAAACGUUCUCCAAUCACGGUCCCUUCAAACAUUUUCACAGAAAGAAAAGCUCUGCCGCCUCUACACCUCCUGAGACAGAAGGUGCGGAUGAGUUCUUGGACAUGCCUGCACCCUGGACCUCUUCUUCUACGGCUACACGGGCCGAACCAAGGGUCCUCCACGGGCAUACUCUUACGAAGGAAGUGCCUUUUCGAGAUGUCUGCCAGGCCAUACGAGAUUCAGCAUUCUCGAAAAGUGAUCUCCCGGUCAUAGUCAGCCUUGAAGUCCACGCUGGCGCAGAGCAGCAGGAGAUAAUGGUUGAAAUUAUGAAAUCUGUUUGGAAGGGCUUUUUAGUCCCGCUACCAGUAUCUGACUGCACAACACUUCCCAGUCCAGACUCACUCCGCUGCAAGAUUCUUGUCAAAGUGAAAUAUAGCAAUCCCAAGAAAGCAGCAGCAAAGCUCCGACCUGGAAAAGAUGCACUCUCCUCUGACCUCCGUUCCAAAUCAAGGGGUGGGUCGUCAUCCUCUGCGUCGGAAAACGAAGAGCUCUACGCCACCCAUGAUCCCGAGAAAAAAAAGAAGAAAUCCUCUAUCGUUUCAUCUCUGUCUGCCCUGGGCAUCUACACGCGAGCGUACCACUUCAAGUCAUUGACCGCUCCCGAAGCUAUGCUGCCUACCCACGUGUUCUCGCUCUCGGAGAAGAAGCUUAUGGAGGUACACGCGUCGUCUGGUCCUACGCUCUUCUCGCACAAUCGCAAUUACCUGAUGCGGGCCUUUCCUUCUGGCAUGCGUGUCAGAAGCGACAAUUUGGACCCUUCUGUCUUUUGGCGGAAGGGCGUGCAGAUGGUGGCACUCAAUUGGCAACGAUGGGAUGAAGGUAUGAUGCUUAAUGAGGCCAUGUUCCGCGGUAGUAGUGGCUAUAUCCUCAAGCCUAAUGGUUAUCUUGGCAAUCAGACGUCGUCAGCAAUUCCGCGAUUAUCUACAGAAUCCCAAGCGGACGCUAUCGCGCACAAACUUCUCACUCUUUCCAUCGAGGUAUUCGCUGCUCAGAGUAUUCCGCUCCCGCUUGGCGAUACCAGACCAUCCGGUUUCCAUCCCUACGUCAAAUGUGAGCUCCACGUUGAGAAGCCAGCAGAGCGCACUGGCGAGCCCAUCGAAGGUGGUGGCAAGGCUAAAGAAGGUGAGUACAAAUGGAGCAGCAGAACGAUGAAGGGUACGGAGGUAGAUUUUGGGGCUGAGAAGGUCGAGUUCAAGGAGAUACCGGGGGUGGUGGAAGAAUUGAGUUUCCUCAGAUUUAAGAUACAAGACGAUGAGAUUGGCAAAGAUGACCUUGCUGCUUGGGCUUGCAUCAGGCUCGAUCGUCUAAGAGCAGGCUAUCGCUUUGUGCAUUUGCUUGAUGGCGCUGGCUUCGAGAGUAAAGGUGUGCUUUUGGUGUGUAUUCAGAAGACUCUGACCUGA